UUGCAAUUCAUCUCUGCCACAAUGCCUACUCCCGGCGUACUCAUGCGUCUCUCCGACGCCUCCACUAUACAGACACCACUGACCGGCGUCGACAUUGAAGCCAUCUACACACUCAAAGCAGACGACGACAAGCACCCAUCAGGCAACACUCUCUACUUCCUGCGCGACAUCACCCCUCUUCUCUCUUCAGCCGACCUGCACAACGCAGACAUCGAGGCCCAUCGCGCAAUUACCGCCCCUCCCCCCUCCUGGAUCCUCUGCUCGUUCAUCAACGGCCGCGACGCAGGAGACAGCGAACCACAGCAAUCUCAGCACGUCCUUCCCACCCCUCCACCCCUCGGAUCCAUCCUCGUCAUCAACGGCUCCACGCCCCGUCCGGAGAAGGAGGACGACUAUCACGCCUGGUACGACCAAGAGCACGGUGCAAAGCUAACCCAUGUCCCGGGUUGGCGUGCUGCGCGGCGGUACGCGCUUGCCAGAGUCUACGGUGAGGCCGAGACGGCCAGCUUCUACGGAUUCAACUUUUAUGAUGCGCAGAAUGGCCUUGGUGGGCCUGAGUGGCAGGCUGGGGUGACGGAGUGGACGCUGAGGAUUAGGAGUAAUGCGGCGAAGCCCAAUAUCCGGCGGGUGUGGAGGGUGGUGCAGACGUGAAUCUGUAUCUGCAUCUGAAA
Aspergillus versicolor CBS 583.65 is the source of this 671-nucleotide messenger RNA. RefSeq lists its product as uncharacterized. The record is from RefSeq and is a predicted model, not a curated record. The coding region runs from base 22 to 651 and encodes 209 amino acids. The transcript has a single exon. Lineage: Eukaryota; Fungi; Ascomycota; Eurotiomycetes; Eurotiales; Aspergillaceae.